This is a messenger RNA of Ectocarpus sp. CCAP 1310/34, 1412 nucleotides long. The record is from the annotation of a GenBank genome assembly. NCBI's taxonomy places the organism in Eukaryota, Phaeophyceae, Ectocarpales, Ectocarpaceae.
GCCGGUUGGCAGUUGACAGGUGGUCUUGUCCACAUAACAUACGGACACGCAAUCGACGGCUCGCGUCCAAGUGCAAUCGACCAUGGGGGAAAAGAUCAUGCGAAGGCGACCAAGACGGAAGUCUGCACCUCUUCUCCCCAAGGUCCUGGCUGUGGCGAAACCUAUCUUGCGGUGGGGCAUCAUGCCCGCGGUCUUGCUGAUGGGCAUGAGGUCGGAGCCCAACCCCACUCUGCUGGAAGUCCUUUACCCCCUGUGAAUCGAGAUAAUUCGCUGUAGUGUACAGCACCUGCGCAAGGUAUUCGAAAGGAUGCCCUUCUUGGAGCUCUCAAACGGCCGCUGAGGACCAAGAGGAAGUUUGGAGGAUCGGGGGUCGACUGGGGUAGGGAUGCUGCAAUCUCGACAUUUCACCAUGGACCGCAACAACUUGUCUCCGAAGAAAUGUCGGGCCAAUCAUACUCGAGCCAGCAGGCGCCAACCGCCACUGCGGCAUGGAUGUUGGUCUGAUCAGUUGCAGGGCGAGGUCUGGCGUGAUGCCCUUCGCCAGUCCUUCAUGAUUUUUUUCCCGUGUUGAGCUAGGGGAACGUUUUAACACGUAAGCAUGAUGACUUGCCGGGGGGGGGGGGUCGUUUGGGAUUCUAACAGAAGGAUUUCUCCGGUGGCCUUUUUUUUGUUUUGCUUUCACAAGACGCCGUGGUGGCGUGUUUUUCUUGCAAGCACUGAAGUACCUGCAGCGAGCCUCUUGCCCGCUGUGACCGACAGGCGAUAAACCCGCGCUACACCCGGAACACGAUGUUCUUUCAACAGGCUCAUGUGUAGCCUUGGGGAAUCGUCCGACUCGAAAUGCUGAUGCUUUCGGAGAGCUAGCAAAGAUCAACCAGUACUGCCCUGGUGCAACGUGUUGCCAGCUGAGCGGCUUGUCGGGUGUGAAGCAUGCCGUGACCGUGCCGUAUUCUCGAGUCCACAAGAUGGUGUGAGCGGCGGAAUCUUGCGAGAAGCGGAGGUGAUUUCUCGAGCUCGCAGGCAGCAGCAUCAAGGAAAAGUAAUCCCUUGCAUCCAUACGGUUAGCUCUUCUCUCGCUGGCGGCACUCUUUGGGCAUGUGAUGUCUGCUGGCAGGGGCGCUCAAUAUCGAACACGUGAAGUUCCUGCGGUGACCUGGAUCGUCCACGACUACAAAUACUGUGGUCCGAGUGCAGAAAAUUCUUCCUUGAAAAUCUCCCAAGGUAGACGCGAUUUCAUGAACGCCAUUGAGUGUUUCUCCCACGUUAUCAUUUGUGAAAGAUCCCCUUCUACCGUGCCUUGGUGGAUAGCCAUACCGGGCUUGACUUGAACAAGUGUUUUUGGUGGUCACUCAUGCGUUAUUUCGCCAAGAACCCGCGAUCCUUCACCCCGCUUGCUGGCGGCAACGGUAACC